Molecule: messenger RNA, 11748 nt
Organism: Fusarium venenatum
Lineage: Eukaryota; Fungi; Ascomycota; Sordariomycetes; Hypocreales; Nectriaceae
Source: RefSeq, a predicted model, not a curated record
AUGUCUAGUCAAUCUUUCACCAAAGAACCCAUCGCCAUUAUUGGCACUUCCUGUCGCUUUCCAGGCAGCGCCAACACUCCCUCCAAACUAUGGGAUCUUCUCAUUGAGAAGAGAGACGUUCAAUCACACAUCCCUCCUGAACGUUUCAACGUUGAUACUUUUUACAGCAGCAAUGGAGACAAAAAUGGAUGCACCGACGUAAAGAAGGCGUAUCUAUUGUCCGAGGAUAUUCGUUUGUUCGAUGCCUCAUUCUUCAAGAUUAAUCCUCGUGAGGCUGAGGCCAUGGACCCUCAGCAGAGGCUCCUGCUUGAAGCUGUAUACGAGGCAACAGAGACAGCUGGACUGCCAAUGGAGGAUCUGAAAGGAUCUGACACUGCUGUCUACGUUGGAUGCAUGACCGGAGAUUACCAUGAGAUGCUCAUGCGUGAUCCUCAGGAUAUGCCCAAGUACAUGGCCACUGGCACAGCCCGCAGCAUUCUCUCCAACCGAAUUUCUUACCUCUUCGACUGGAAGGGUCCUUCGAUGACUAUCGAUACAGCCUGUUCUUCCAGUCUUGUCGCGGUCUAUGAUGCAGUCACGGCCCUUCGUAACGGAGUCUCUCGCAUCGCCUGUGCAGGAGGUGUCAACCUUAUUCUCGGUCCUGAAAUGAUGAUUUCAGAAUCCAAACUGCACAUGCUUUCCCCGACAGGCCGAAGCAAGAUGUGGGAUGCAUCAGCCAAUGGAUACGCUCGAGGUGAGGGUGUAGCAGCCCUCAUGAUGAAGACCUUGUCGCAGGCCUUGGCUGAUGGCGACCAUAUUGAGGGGAUCAUCCGAGAAAUCGGAGUAAACUCGGACGGACGCACCAAUGGGAUUACCCUUCCCAGCCCUGAUGCCCAAAAGGCACUUAUCAGGCAAACCUACAGAAAUGCUGGUCUUGACGUCUUCAAAGAUCGAUGUCAGUUCUUUGAGGCUCAUGGAACCGGUACUCCUGCAGGAGACCCUCUUGAAGCUCGUGCAAUCCACGAAGCCUUCUUCAGCAGUGGCGAUAUCGUCAAUGAGCCCAUGUAUGUCGGAUCUGUCAAGACAGCCAUUGGCCAUCUUGAGGGAUGCGCCGGUCUUGCAGGUAUGAUCAAAGCUCUUGAAGCCGUCAAGAGAGGCAUCAUCCCACCAAACCAGCUCUUUGAGAACUUAAACCCAGCUGUCAAGCCCUAUACGUCUAACCUGAAGCUUCCCGUUGUGUCACAGCCGUGGCCCAAAUUGGCUGUGGGGUCUUCCAGACGAGCCAGUGUCAACUCCUUCGGAUUUGGUGGUACAAAUGUUCAUGCUAUCGUCGAGAAUUACGACAAUGAAUCUUCACAAACAUCAUUCAAUGAUGUUAUCUCUACUCCCCUCGUUCUGUCAGCGAACAGUGACGUUUCACUACGUGCUCAGAUCUCUCAACUUUCUCAGGUCCUUGAGAAUGCGGAAAGCCACCAAGUUGAGAGUAUUUUAUACACCUUGGCCUGCAGACGCUCGCAACUUCCCAUCAGAACUUUCUUCUCUGGGUACGACUUGGAGAGUCUAAAAGAGAAAUUGAAGAGUGCUACGGUAGAGGAUGCCGUUUUGCCAACCGCCAAGCAGGACGUCCCACUAGGUCCAACUCCGCGUAUCUUGGGUAUCUUCACCGGCCAAGGUGCUCAGUGGCCUACCAUGGGAAGGGAGCUCCUGAAGUCCUCGCCCUUUGCCAGAAGUCUGAUGGACAUUCUUGAAGAAUCUCUAGCCAGUCUACCCGAGCCUCCAUCGUGGACGCUUACCGAGCAGAUAAUGGCCGACAAAGACACCUCCCGCUUAAGCGAAGCUGCCAUCUCACAACCUCUUUGCACCGCUGUCCAACUCAUGGUUGUCGACCUAUUGCGUAAAGCUGGUAUUGACUUUGAUUGUGUCAUUGGUCACUCCUCUGGCGAGAUUAGUGCUGCUUAUGCUGCUGGAUUCCUUUCUCUCCAUGACGCUAUCAGGGUCGCAUACUUCCGUGGUGUCUGUGCGAAGAUUGCCGGUGGAGCCAAUGGGGCUCCAGGAUCUAUGAUGGCUGUCGGUCUUUCUUAUGAGGAAGCUUCGAUCUUCUGCGAAGAGAACUUCCCCGGGCUCGUUGACGUGGCUGCCAGUAACGCCCCGGCUAGCACCACACUCUCGGGAGACAAGGCAAGCAUCGAGGAGGCCAAGGUGCUGUUGGAUCAACAAGGCACAUUUGCUCGUGUUCUUCGGGUUGACACUGCCUACCAUUCUCACCACAUGCACCCUUGUGCUGAGCCAUACCUUGAUCUGCUUCAGACUGCGAAGGUCAAAGCCCUCCCUGGCAAUGACUCUUGUGAGUGGUACUCAAGUGUACUGGGUGAGCGUAUCGAUGCCUCGCUUCACGGUGAAGCAUUGGCUGGUGAGUACUGGGUUGAGAACAUGAUCAACCCUGUCCUCUUCUCCAUGACUUCAGAACUUGUCGCAGGCGCUGCAUUGCCUUGCCAUGUCGCUCUCGAAGUUGGACCUCAUCCUGCGCUCAAGGGCCCUUUCAAUCAGACCUACAAACGUGCCACGGGAUCUCAACUACCGUACCAGGCUACCUUGUCUCGAAACUUCCAUGAUGUUGCUGCCUUGAGCGAUACUCUCGGCUUUCUCUGGUCUCACCUCGGCAAGAGCUCUGUCGACUUUACUUCCUACGCUCAAGCCUUUUCUACAUCCACCAACACAACUCUUACAACGGGUCUUCCUCCUUAUCCUUGGGAUCACACGCAGUCGUUCUGGAGGGAAUCUAGAAAGUCGCUGAAGUAUCGGCAACGCACUCACUCACCUCACCCUCUACUGGGUGUGCGAUCCGUGGAGGAUCCAGGCGAUAGCUUGCGAUGGCUGAACCAUCUACGCCUGGAAGACGUGCCCUGGCUAGAUGGCCACAAGGUCGAAGGUCAGGUUGUGUUACCAGCCGCUGCCUAUUUGGUCAUGGCAAUGGAGUCCGCCCGUGCUAUCGAUGAAACUAAAGAGGUUCAGCUUGUAGAAUUGACGGAAGUCCACAUUAUGAGUGCCAUUCAAUUGGGUCAGGACUCACAAGCCAUUGAGACUGUCUUCAAUCUUGAGGUUGGAGAUCAUCACUCCAGCCAUGCGACCGCCACAUGGUCGUUGUCCACGCCUUUGCGCGACGGCAACUGGAAAUGCAACGCCAAGGGUCAGCUUCGUGUUGAGUUUGGCUCUAGUCGCGGUGUUUCGCUUCUACCUACACGAGUCAAGCCAAUCGCGUCUUUGACAUCCGUGGAUGUUGAGAGGUUCUAUAGCUCAUUGACAAGCAUUGGUCUUGAGUACACCGGCGAGUUUAAGCACCUCGACAGCAUUGAGCGACAAUUGAGUUUCGCAUCAGCUCGCGCACGACAAAUCGCUCCCGACUUUUCAGCGAUGAUCCAUCCUGCGCUUUUGGACUCAGCGUUCCAAUCCAUCUUUGCUGCCUACUGCUGGCCCGACGAUGGAAGCCUUCAAGCACCAUUUGUCCCCACCUACUUCCGCAGUCUUCGCAUUGUCAACACAAGUCAACUGCGACAUGGCGAUGAGUUGGUUAUUGACUCUUUCUUGACCAACACAAAUGAGCGCGAGCUUACUGCGGACAUGGAUGUCUUUGAGGCUAGCAAUGACGAGUCUGUGUUGCAACUCGAGGGAUUGACUUGUACUUCCCUCCUCCGACCUGGUCCCAGCAAUGCGAAAGAGCUCUACACCAAGACCGAAUGGGAAGUCGACAUCUCCAGUGCAAUUGCAAGUGCGGAAACAGAGGAGGCGGACACAGCAUCUGACCUUGAACUCGUCGAUCUCUGUGAGCGUCUUUCUUACUUUUACCUGCGAGAACUCAACAACGUUGUCGGCCGCGAUGAAGUUCCCAAGUUUGAUUGGCACUACCAGCGCAUCUUUGAGUGGAUUGACCACCUCUUCCCUUCUAUACAAUCUGGUAGCCAUCCCACCAUCAAGAAGGAGUGGUCGUAUGACUCUCGCGAUUGGCUCAUGCAGCAAUCCUCCAAGUUCCCUGGUCGCAUCGAUCUUCAGCUUAUCCAAGCUGUAGGCGAGAACCUUCCUGCUGUCGUCCGCAAGCAGACUACUAUGUUGGAACACAUGGUCAAGGACGAUAUGCUAAACCGUAUCUACAAGUAUGGUCUUGGUUUCGAGAGGGCCAACGUCUACCUUGGUCGAAUCUCCCAGCAGGUUGCUCAUCGUUAUCCCCGAAUGAAUAUCCUGGAGAUUGGUGCAGGUACUGGAGGUGCCACGAAAGGCAUUCUUGAAUCGCUCGGCAUUACCUUUGAGAGUUACACAUUCACCGAUAUCUCUACUGGCUUCUUUGAGGCAGCUGCUGAGACCUUUGACCACUGGGCUGCCAAGAUGAUCUUCAAGCCUCUGAAUAUCGAGAAUGAACCUACAGAGCAAGGCUUCCCAGAGGGACACUACGACUUCAUCAUCGCGUCCAACGUUCUUCAUGCCACCAAAUCCCUUGAAGUGACCAUGAGAAACACCCGCAAGCUUCUGAAGCCUGGUGGUCAGCUCCUUCUGUUGGAGGUCACAAGUGACAUUGUGCGAGUCAAGCUCAUGAUGUCCGGCCUUUCGGGAUGGUGGCUUGGAGGUGACGAUGGACGUCGCUAUGGACCGACUAUCCCUGUGUCUCAGUGGGAUUCCUUGUUGAAGCAAACUGGCUUCUCGGGAGUUGACAAGACUGUCAAUGACUUUGUGGACGACAAGAAGUACAUGACCUCUGUUAUGCUGUCGCAGGCUGUCGAUGACAGAAUGCAGAUUUUGAGACAGCCUCUUGCUACUUCUGGGGAUUGGCUCUCCUCGCACUCUCUCACCAUUGUCGGCGGCAAGUACAAGGACAUGUCAACAGAGAUGAUGAAGCCUCUCGACCAGAUCAGCGGGAUCCCGGAGAGUAUGAUCAACUGCUUCGAGAGCUUUGAGCAGCUCGCGUCAUCUAAUUUCCAUGUUCGUUCAGCUUUGGUGCUGGAAGACCUUGACGAGCCCAUCCUCAAGAACCUGACUGAUGACAAGCUCCGAGGAGUUCAGAGGCUCAUCAAUGAGUGUCGUCAAGUGCUUUGGGUCUCAAAGGGAUGUCAGCGAGAAGAUCCCUAUGCCAACAUGUCUGUUGGCAUGUGUCGCAGCUUGGCUUCUGAGUACCCACACAUCAAUCUGCAGCACGUCGACGUGGAAGGUGAUGUCACCGAGCACACUUCAUCUUGUCUUAUGGAAGCUUUCCUUCAAUUGGUGUACCGAGGAUCUCUCAAGUCUGAAGACAUUGUGUGGUCCAUCGAAGCCGAGUUGAUCCUCCGGGAUGACCAAUGGUUCCUUCCCCGCGUCAAGUCUGAUCGGGCACUCAAUGACCAGCUCAAUGCUAGCAAGAUGACUCUUCAAACCAAGAAGUCUCUCACUGGCGACACGAUUGAGAUCCAGCAGCGACGCAGCCAGUUCGUCCUCAUGGAGCCAGUUCCCUGCCUUUCUCUUUCCAGCUCUUUAUCGCCGAUUGACAUCACUGUCACACACUCUCUUCUUUACCCGUUCAAGCUUGGCCAUAAGUCCUCAGGUUAUCUCUGCCAUGGCUACACAGAUAGCGAACCCAGAACGCGAGUUCUAGCUGUAUCUGGAACCAACCGGUCUAGAAUCUCUGUCCCUCCAUUCUUUGUAUGGGAUCUUUCUGCCAGCGAUGGUGAGCCCUCUAGCCUUCUGCGCAAGGCGGCAUUUACCAUCGCGGCUGAGAGGGUCUUGGGAGACGUGGAAAGUGGCUCAACCAUCCUGGUUCACGAGGCGGAUGAUUUCAUUGGGGCUGCUCUUCGAUGGAAGGCCGCAGAUCUUGGCCUUCAAGUCGUGCUGACCACGUCCGACUUUAGCAAGGCCAAGUCGGACGAUACGACCUUUGUGCACGUUCUAGCACCUGAGCGCGUGAUGAGGCAGCUCAUUCCCCAAGGCACCAAGAUGCUCGUAGAUCUCUCUGGUAGAGAUUGCGAUACUAUCGGGUCUCCUUUCAGCAGAUUCAUCUCUCCUUAUGCUAAGGUUGUUCAGCUGCAAGAUAUGAUCGAUAGCCAACCCCAAGGCAUUGAAGACCCGAUUAUUCAUGGCGUUCGUGACGCGAUUCUCUCUACUCUCAACUUGGAUGCAGUUGCACCGGUCACUAUGAUCACCGAUUUGGCCAACAAGCCGGUGUCUAUCAAGGACUACGCCACUGUGGUUGACUUCUCCACAGACUCUGCGAUUCCCGCUGUAAUUCAACCUCUUGAGGGUGCUCGCCUCUUCCGAUCAGACAAGACUUACCUUCUGAUCGGCUUCACUGGAGGUCUUGGAAAGGCUCUCUGUCGAUGGAUGGUCUCCUGCGGUGUUCGCCAUAUUGCUUUGACUACUCGUAACGUUGAUGCCAUCGACAAGGUUUGGCUCGACGAGUUGCGAUUGCAGGGAGCCCAAGUCAAGCUGUUCCAAGCUGAUGUCGGCGAGAGGGACGCAUUGACAAAGGUCUACCAGCAGAUUGUCGAGCAGAUGCCCCCCAUCUGCGGUGCUGCCAAUGCUGCCUUACUUCUGUCUGAUCGCACUUUCAGCGAGCUCAAGGUCCAGGACUUCAUCAAGGUCUUCGGACCAAAGGUCAAGGCCACCCAGAACCUUCAUGACCUGCUCAAGGACCAGAAGCUUGACUUCUUCAUCAUGUUCUCUUCGCUGGCUAGUGUUGUCGGUAACCGUGGUCAGGUCAAUUAUGCUGCCUCGAACCUAUUCAUGAGCGCAAUCGCCGAACAGCGUCGUGCUCAAGGCCUUGCUGCCUCUGUGAUGCAUAUCGGCAUGGUUCUCGGUGUUGGCUAUGUGUCUUCAACGGGCGCAUAUGAGGCUACUCUGCGAAGCUCUAACUACAUGGCUAUUUCCGAGACUGACCUCCGCAACAUGUUUUCCCAAGCCAUUCUAGCUGGUCAGCCGGAUUCCGCCCGUGGCCCUGAGCUCAUCACUGGUCUCAAUCGAUACAGUCUCGAACCCGAUGCCCAGAAGUACUUUUGGCGGGACAACAUGCGCUUCUCUCACCACACUCUCGAGGAGGAACGUCAAGAGCGUUCUUCCUCGACCAAGGUGUCCAUGUCUCAACGCCUUGAGGAAGCCAAGGACGCUGCCGAGAUCUUGUCAAUUGUUGAGGAGGAGUUUUGCACCAAGCUCGAGCGGAUGCUUCAGGCCGAGGCGGGGUCCAUCAAGACGUCUCAGUCUCUCUUAGGUCUGGGCGUCGAUUCUCUCAUCGCAGCUGAGAUCCGAUCGUGGUUCUUCAAAGAGCUCGAUAUUGACACUCCAGUCCUGGAGAUUCUCAAUACUGCUUCUAUCUCAGAGCUUUGCUCUACAGCUGUCUCUAACCUGCCGUCUGUUUCUGGACAGCCCAUUGAGUCCAAGACGGAGGUGACAAAAGAGGCUAUCAAGUCCCUCGAUACCGUCCACGCUUCCACGACGGUCUCCUCAGCACUGCCCACUGAGCAUGAGCCUUUCACCCGACCCAAUUCCACUCAGGUCACCACGAGUGAGGCUGACUCUGAGGAGAAGGCUUUGUUUAAGCCUACUGUCAUCCGAAGUGGUCCUCUGUCUUUCGCCCAAGAACGUCUCUGGUUCCUCCAGCAAUUCUUGCAGGAUACCACAACUUACAAUGUCACCAUGCACUACCGCAUCAAUGGCCCUCUGCGCUUGAAGGACCUGGGUGAGGCUUUCCAACAGGUCAUCCAGCGCCACGAGACUCUUCGAGCGGCUUUCUUCAUCGACAAAGAGACCGACCUACCCAGACAGGCUGUGCUCAGGCAUUCGCCUUUCAGCCUAGACGUUAAGCACAAUACCACCGCCAAGGCUGAACAUGAGCGUAUGCAGAAGACGACUUAUGAUCUCGAGAAGGGUGACGUGGUAAGAGUCGUCAUUAUUCCCAAUUCGGACGACGAACACGACCUCAUCUUUGGCUUCCAUCACAUUGCGCUCGACGGUUUCAGUGCACAGAUCAUGGUACGGGACUUGGCCAUGGCUUACUCUGGGCAGACACUCAAGCCCAAGGAGCUUGGCUACCUCGACUUUGCUAUCGCUCAGAAGGCAGCCAAGCUCCCAAUCGUCAUAAUUGACUAUUGGAAAGCUGAGUUUGAGGAUCUACCGCCGACUCUACCCGUGUUCGACUUUGCAGAGACCAAGAUGCGCAUUACACUAACUGACUACACCACACGAGCGUUUGAGAGGACUCUUUCUGCUGAGGCAGGCGCCAAGACGAAGGCCGCUGCCAGAGAUCUCGGAGUGACUCCCUUUCACAUCCAUCUCGCGGCUCUUCAAGUUGUCCUUUCCGAUCUCGCUUCUACCAAUGAUGUCUGCAUUGGUAUCACCGACGCCAACAAGAAUGAUACUGCUUUUAUGGAUGCAGUCGGAUUCUUUGUCAAUCUGUUGCCCUUGCGUCUUCAGUCACGAGCAUCGCAGACACUAGCUGGAUUGGCCUGUGACGCGAAGACUAAGGCCAACCAAGCCCUUGCGCGAUCUCAGAUCCCCUUCGAUGUCCUUCUUGACGAACUCAAGCUUCCCCGAUCCACAAUGCACAGUCCUCUGUUCCAAGUUGUCCUCAACUUCAAGAUGGGUUCCACACAAAAGGUACCCCUCGCAGACUGUCAGGCACAGCUUGUCACUUUCAGGGACGCGAAUAAUCCGUACGAUCUGACAUUCGACGUCGAGACUUACAAUGAUGGAUCUACCUCUAUUAUUGUCAAGACUCAAGAGUACCUCUACACUCAGAGUGAGCUUGGCUUCAUUCUCGAUCGGUACACGGAUGUCCUAUCUCUCUUUGCCAGUGAAUCUUCGCAGACUCUCGGUCAGGCUUGCAAGCCUUCCACCUCCCAGAUCCAAAAGGCUCUGAGCCUCGGAAAGGGUGAGAGGAUUCCAUCUCCUCGCUUUGAGACGCUGUCUCACUACUUUGAUGAUUGGGUUGAGAAGCAGCCCGACGCUACUGCACUCAAGACCGAUGGCGGCAAGACCUUGACCUAUCGUCAAUUGAAGGGAUUGGUUGACCAGAUUGCGGCUAUCUUGGUCGAAGGUGGCGUCACCCCGGGCUCCAAGGUUGGUGUUUACUGUGAGCCAAGCUUGUACAUCUUCGCUCUACUUAUGGCCAUCUCUGAGAUCGGUGGUGUCUACGUGCCACUUGAUGCUCAGAACCCGAUCAAGCGUCUUCAGCUCAUCGUCAACGACUGUCAGCCUGAAGUUGUUGUCGUUGACGACUCGACCAAAGACGCAGCACUUGAACUAGAUACAGCUGCCAAAUUCAUCAACAUCUAUGCGAUUGAUCCGACUUCUUCGGACACACCCGAGAUUGAGAACCGUGCUCAAGGUUCAGGUAUGGGUUACAUCUACUACACCAGUGGAACAACUGGCGUGCCCAAGGGUGUCGCACUCACUCACACCAACUUGGUACAUCACAUCGAGAGUUUUAUCCACUACACCAGCUUGAGGAGAUGCACCAUGCUUCAACAAGCUCCUCUUGGCUUCGACAUGUCGCUCACCCAGAUGUCACUUGUUACCAUGCUUGGAGGAACUCUAAUUGUUGCUUCAAGUGAGACUCGCAAAGACCCAUUGCAGAUCGCCCAAUUGAUGCUCGCCGAGAAGGUCACGCACACUUUCAUGACACCUACGCUGGCUUUGGCAGUGAUUCAUCAUGGGUAUGAGUAUCUGAGCAAGUGUGUCGAUUGGGAGUUUGCCUUGCUCUCUGGUGAAGCAGUCCGCGCUCAUGUCCCUCCCGAGUUCAAGCGCCUUGGGCUCAAGAACCUCAGUCUGCACGAUGGCUAUGGACCCACCGAGAUUACAAUCAUCAGUAGUUGUGGGCUAAACGAGCUUAGCGACAACACCCCUCAUGAUACACGAAACCCAAGCAUUGGUCUCGCUCUUCCCAAUUAUUCUUGCUAUAUCUUGGAUGAGAAUAUGCAACCUGCCCGACCGGGGUUCGCCGGCGAGUUGGUCGUUGGUGGUUGCGGUAUCGCCAUUGGAUACCUGAACAGGGAGGAUCUUACCCAAGCCAGGUUCCUUCGUGAUCCAUUUGCUUCGCCCGAGGAUAUCUCUCGUGGCUGGACUCGCAUGUACCGCACUGGUGACAAGGCAAGGUUCCUUCCUGAUGGACGCAUUGCUUUCCUUGGCCGUAUCGCUGGUGAUUCUCAGAUCAAGCUUCGAGGGUUCCGUAUCGAGCUCGAAGAUGUCGCCAACACCAUCGUCAAAGCCUCGAAAGGUGUCAUUCCCGAAGCGGCAGUAUCAUUGAGACAGGGUGAGAAUGGUGAUGGAGACAGCGCUUUCCUAGUUGCUUUCGCCAUCAUUUCCGAGGCCCACUGUCCUUCAGACAUCAAGGCCUACCUCAAGCAACUACUCAAGGAGUUGUCUCUUCCUCGAUACAUGAUACCCGCUAGGAUUGUCCCCACAGACAAGCUGCCCAUGAACGCCUCUGGAAAGCUGGAUCAGCGCGCGCUCGAUGCUCUUCCCGUACCUCUUGAUGAUGAUGCCAUUGCGGAACCACUCUCUGAGACUCAAGAGAGACUCAAGUUAGGAUGGCUCAAAGCCUUGCCACCUGUAGCCGCAGACGCUACUAUUGGACCCGAUACCGACUUUUUUUCUGCUGGCGGUAACUCCCUCCGCAUUGUUACGCUGCGAGAGUACAUCUCUCGUGAGUUUGGUGUCAUUGUUUCUGUGUUCGAUCUCUUCCAGGCAAGCACGCUAAGCGAGAUGGCUGCCAAGAUCGAUGGGUCCUCUGAGAUCAUCGAUACAAAGCCCAUUGACUGGGUCAAAGAAACCUGCAUGGACUCAACAGUUUCAAUCAUGGAGUCACCAGUAUCUCCGAAGUCAGACGAAUUACAGGUCGCUCUAACUGGAUCCACUGGUUUCUUGGGUCUCUCUAUCCUCAAGUCCCUUCUCGCCGACAAGCAUGUAGCCCAGGUGCACUGUCUUGCUAUUCGUCCCUCAGCGAAACUAGACCCUAUCUUCUCGUCCCCGCGAGUCGCAUGCUACCAGGGUGACCUAUCUCUCCCUUGCCUGGGAUUGUCUGAGGAACAAUUCGACACACUUGCCCAGUCUGUCGAUCGCAUAAUCCACAAUGGUGCUGAUGUUUCAUUCCUCAAGACAUACCAGUCCCUUCAACGUCCCAACGUCGAGGCAACGCGGGAACUUGUACGCAUGGCAGCCCAACGAGGAAUUCCUUUCCAUUUCGUUUCUACUGGUGGUGUUGUCAACCUUACUGGACAGAACGGCCUCGCAGAGGUUUCUGUUUCCGACUUCAAGCCACCUGUUGAUGGAUCAUACGGUUAUGUCGCUUCAAAGUGGGCUUCAGAACACAUUUUGGAGUCUUAUGCAAAGCAGGGUCUUCCUGUCGUUAUCCACCGUCCAGCCAACAUCACGGGAACUAAUGCGCCAACCCAUGACUUGAUGCAGAACAUUUUCCGCUACUCGGCUGAGACAAGCUCUCUCCCAGAACUGUCAGGCUGGAAGGGCUAUUUUGACUUUGUUCCUGUUGAGAACGUGGCUGCGGGCAUUGUCACCUCAGUUAGGGAGACUGGAGAGGAUAAGCUGGUUUACCGUCACCACUGCGGUACGAAGAAAAUUGCUGUCGAUGAUCUGAAAGAUUAUUUUGAGAAGCAGCAGGGCAAAGCAAUGGAUACAGUCAGCGUGGAGGAGUGGCUGGAUCGUGCUAAAAAUGCCGGUCUUGAUCCUUUGACUGGUACUUUAGUGCAGAGGACGCUAAGCCAAGGCAAGGGUAUUGUCCCCUGGCUUCGGACAGGUAGUUCAUAG